AUGCAACCUUCCAGACGCGGCCGUCCAAACCGCCAAACAUCCACGUCAGGACUACCACGAGGCGCGCACACACCGCGGUCCCGCGGUGACUCCAUGCCAUCCUCCAUCUACAAUUCCGAGGCCAACUUCCAUGUCUCGGAUUACCGGGGACGAGGACGAGGGCGAGGACGAGGUAGAGGCAGGGGCCGUGGUGGACCGAACUUCAGAUCGAACCUAGACUAUCCUCCCGUUCCAUCCUUCGCUUCUCUCAGCCCCGGUACAGCUGUUUCCAUCAUCCUCAAACAAGACCAGCCCACGGGACACCAAGUCCGGGGUAUUGUAGCAGACUUGCUGACGCGUGGCGAUCAUCCUCGGGGUGUGAAAGUAAGGUUAAGGGAUGGAAGGGUUGGUAGGGUACAAAAACUUGUCUCUGAGAGCGAAGGAACGCAGGGUGAGGCUGUUGUUGGUGGCGCUGGUGCGGGGCUAGGUAGGGAUGGUGAAGGUGGGGAAAAUGGUGUAGAGAUGAGACCGGGGAGGAUGGUUGGUGGGAGAAUAGAGAGGGAUAUUAGGGAUGAGGACGAGUAUCUUUAUGAUGAGAGGAGGAGACAGCCUGCGGAUGUGGGAAUAUUUGCUGCGCUGGAAGAGGCGGAUCGGAGACAUCAGGAAACUGGGAGUGGAGAGUUGAGGAAGCCUCAGGUUGCGAUAUGUCCGGUGUGUGAAGAUUUUGAGGGAGAUGAGGCAGCUGUUGCACAUCAUGUUGAGGAGCAUUUUGGGGGAUGA
Messenger RNA from Alternaria burnsii, 759 nucleotides. RefSeq lists its product as uncharacterized. The transcript has a single exon. Lineage: Eukaryota; Fungi; Ascomycota; Dothideomycetes; Pleosporales; Pleosporaceae. The record is from RefSeq and is a predicted model, not a curated record. The coding region runs from base 1 to 759 and encodes 252 amino acids.